AUGGAAGGUAGUAAAGCUUUUGUUCUUCAACAUGGUGGGAAAGCAUCAUUCUUUGAUUGUCAUCGCCAAUUUCUUCCUCUCAACCAUCCAUACAGAAGACAAAAAGAUAAAUUCAAAAAAGGUGUCAUAGAAAGGAGUCCACCCCCUCCUCGUUUGUCUGGUGAUGUUAUACAAAAUCGGGUAAAUUCACUACCUGAUAUUGUAUUUGGGACAACUAGUGGGAAGCAAACAAUACCUGGAUUUGGUGUACACCACAAUUGGUGGCUAAAGGAUUUGAGAUUGCCUGAUGGAUAUGCUUCCAACAUUGCACGGGCUGUAAGUGUGGAGGACUGUAAGUUUUUUGGAUUAAAAAGUCAUGACUGCCACAUAUUGAUGCAAAGAUUGAUACCAAUCGCAUUUCGUGACAUAUUACCUAAAGCAGUUUGGGAUGAAUUAACUGAGCUUAGUCAUUUUUUUAGGGACAUUACUGCAAUUAUACUAUUUGUGGACAAUAUUGAGAUAUUAGAAAAAAACAUUAUUGAAACAAUUUGCAAGUUAGAAAAGAUAUUCCCACCAGGUUUCUUUGACUCAAUGGAUCAUUUGCCUAUUCAUAUUGCUUAUGAGGCCAAAGUAGGUGGACCAGUGCAAUAUCGUUGGAUGUAUCCAUUCGAGCGGUUCCUUUUUUACUUAAAGAAAAAAGUUCAAAAUAAAGCUUCAGUUGAGGGUUCAAUUGUCGAGGCGUACAUUAUUGAGGAAAUAUCAACCUUUUGUUCUCAUCACUUUGAGCCACAAAUCCCAAUAAGAUUAAAUAAAGUUCCAAGAAAUGAUGAUGGGGGAAACAUUGAACCAAUGGGGCGCAUUUCAAUUUUCACUCAUUCAGGUCGACCUUUUGGUCGAAUACCGCAUAGAAGGAUCAUGUCAAAUGAGGAGUAUUCUGCUGCUCAUAUUUAUGUAUUGUUGAAUUCAUAUGUAGAGAAGAAUGAAGUUGAAGAGCGCAUCUACCAAAUAGCUCAAGGCCCUGGACGUACAGUUCAAUCAUAUAAGGGGUACUUUGUGAAUGGUUUUAAAUUUCAUACACAUGAUUAUGGUAGAGAUCGAAAAACAUUGAAUAGUGGUGUUUGGGUGAAAGGAAGUUGUUACAAUGAAUAUGAAAGUGAUUAUUACAAUUUGUUGAAUGAGGUACUUCAGUUGGAGUAUUUUGGAGUAGGAAACAAUAUAAUUCUUUUCAAAUGUGAAUGGUUUGACACUAAUAAAGGGAUAAGAGUCCAUCCUCAGAAUGGGCAUAUAGAAAUUCAUCCCAAAUCAAGGCUUGCCUCUAAUGAUCCAUUUAUUUUAGCCCUUCAAGCUCAGCAACAAGAAGAUGAUAUCUCUCGACCUUUAGAAAUUUUACCAACUACUGAACUUGAUGAUCCAUGCUUGCUAUUUGAUUCGAAUCAUAUAGUAGAGUUAGAUGAAAAUGAAUUGCAACAUUUAGUGCAACCGAGUAGAGAGGAUGAGGAGGAGGAGGAGGAAGACGAAGAGGAAGAUGAAGACGAAGACGAAAAUGAAAACAAUAAAGAUGAUGAUAGUGAUGAUGAUUGA
Messenger RNA from Hevea brasiliensis (rubber tree), 1560 nucleotides. RefSeq lists its product as uncharacterized. Bases 1 to 1560 code for a protein of 519 amino acids. The transcript has 5 exons. The record is from RefSeq and is a predicted model, not a curated record. Lineage: Eukaryota; Viridiplantae; Streptophyta; Magnoliopsida; Malpighiales; Euphorbiaceae.